Molecule: messenger RNA, 3557 nt
Organism: Rosa rugosa (rugosa rose)
Lineage: Eukaryota; Viridiplantae; Streptophyta; Magnoliopsida; Rosales; Rosaceae
Exons: 7
Coding region: 57-3104 (1015 amino acids)
Source: RefSeq, a predicted model, not a curated record
UCACUUUCACGCCAUUUCAAGCUUGUUCUACUGCAGCCUCCUCUAGUCCUCUCUCAAUGGAGGACAUGAGUGAGGACCAGAAAGCCAUUGCUUGGCUUUGGGUCGUUGAAGGCCUCGCCACCAUGAAACAAGUUGAUGUUUCUCUCUUAACGGAUUUGUUGGGUGAGAUGGGUUCAGCAUUACCUGAUCAUAUGUCAAAAAAUGCAAGGGAAAGGGUUGCUCUUAGAUGUUUGGAGGAAUUAUUUGGCUCUAGUAAUAAUGGGAUGAAUAGUCAUGUUCCAUCUGCCCACAAUUCUAAAGUCAGCUUUGAUUUAUCCCAAAGUUGCGAGACUGUCCUCAAACGCAUUACCGAUGAGACACCGGAAUUUGAUUUGCGAAACCCUGGACCGGGGCUGUUGAAAUGGGAUAUUCACUCCUUUAUUGUGCACAAAAAGGCUGCUUUGCCUAAAUGUGCUUUGAAACAGUUGGAAGAGUCGAUUCUUGAUGGCUCCCAUCCGCAUGCUGAUGUUUUGAGAGGAAAGAGCGGUUUAACAAUGACAAGUGAUGCUGAUAGAGUUUCUGCGAAUGAAAGUAAUCAAAGUCUAAAUAAGAGCUGCUAUAGUGCUCAAAACAUGGGAGUAGAAGGGAACUCAGAGAAUGAAAAUCUAUUGCUUUCCGAAAGGGGUGGGAUUGGAUCCGAUAAUGAAAAGCGUGAAAGGGUAAAUGAUUCUGAUGAUUGGCAUAUUGAAGCGAAAAAGAUGAAGUGGGAUGCCUCAUAUGUUUCACAGUCCAUAGAAGUAAAGCAGAACCAAAUUUCUUUAGAUGGAAGAGAAUGCUUGCAAGAUACAUCUGAAAGACAUGUUCCAGUUUCUGUGAGUGAAAGGUGUGACGUGGCAGAAAAUCAGAUGGCAAUGGAGCAAAACAGGGUAGAAGAUGGUCACAGUGAUUAUGCUGCGUCAAAGAGAUAUGGACAGAGCAGUGAUGAUGCAAUCCAUAAGGAUCAGAGAGAAAAUCAUUCUAAUCCGACUUCAGUACCUCGGGAUACAUUUCAGGAUAAAGUCCACCAAUAUACUUGUGUUGCUGAAGCCAAAGAUGAUGGUGGACUUCAUUGCAAACUAAGAGUAUCAAAUGUUGCUCCUCUAGGUGAAACCCAGCAUAAGAUUUCUACUAAAGGAUUCAGUUGUAAUAGUGAGCAUGAUGCUCAUAUCAGAGUACCGCUUCUUUCAUCCACAGAUGAAUCUCAAAAACUAAGCAAUGCUGAUGAAGGCAAUGGCCGGGAUCCUGGAAAUAUGGCUGGUGAAAACCUUAAAAGGGUAAAUUGCUCUAAUGAUUUCCAUAUAAGAGCCAAAAGGAGGGAGUGGGAUGCCUAUUAUGUUUUACAGUCUAUAGAACAGAAUCAACUUCCUUUAUAUUCAGAAGAUUCAUCCGAAAGAGAUGUUCCAGUUUCUGAGAGUUUAAGGUGUGACUUGGCUGAAAAUCAGAUGGAAAUGAUGGAGGAAAUCAGGGCCUUAGAGGAUGGUCAUGAUGAUUAUACCGAGUCAAAGAGGAAUGGACAAAGCACUUAUGAUGCAACCCAUCAGAGUCGGUUGGAGAAUUGUUGUAAUGCCGCUUCAAUGCCUCAAGACACAAUUCAGGAUGAAGCCCGUCAACAUACAUGUGUUAAUCAAACCAAAGAUGAUGAUGGGCUUCAGCUUGAACUAAGAGCAUCAGGUGUUGCUGCUCCAGAGGAAUCCCAGCAUACAGUGUCUGCUAAAGUAUUCAGUGAUAACACUGCUAAUGAUUUUCAUAUUAAAGUGCUACACCCUGCAACCACAGAUGGACCGCAAUGGAAGAGCCUUGCUAAUAGACACAAAGACGAUUAUGAGCAUUGUUCGAAACCAAGUUCAUCAGGUGUUGCUUCUCUAAAUGAAACCCAGCAGAAGAAUUCUACUCAACAAUCUGAUUGUGUCAGUGAACGUGAUUCUCAUAUUAAAGUAUCAUACCCUGCAUAUAUAGAUGGAUCCCAGCAGAAGAACAUUGCUGAUAAAUCCAAAGAGCUCAUGGAUUUUCUUUGUGAGUCAGAGACAUCAAAUGAAAGUGAUGGUUUUCAUGAUAAAAAGAUUGAUGCUGCCAUGAAGAAGCAUGCUUUCUUGAGAUCUCAAUGCACGUCUAGUCAUGAUUCCUUAGUGACAACAGUCACAGAGAAAAAUCGUUCCCUGUACUCUAAUGAAGGUGGUCAAUUAUUGACUUGUAAAACAAGUAAUUGCCCUGUGGUGGUUCAUGAGAACUGGCUACGUUCCUCAGCCAUUUCUUUUGAGAAGGGUAACUUUUAUUGCCCCUUCUGUUCAUAUGCUCUUGCCCUUACUGAUUACCUUGAAGCUAGGAAACAAACUUCCCUGUUAAAGACAGGACUAAAUGCAUUUGUUCAUGCUAAUUUGGAAAACCGACCGAUGGAACCUGUUGGAACAGUACAUAGCAAAGUGAAUAAUUGCUCUAGGCAUUUUGAGGAUAAUCUUCUUGGGAAACCUUAUCAGAAUAGGCAUCUGGAAGAGCGUGAAGAAAAUCAGGGAAAUCAAUGUGAAGAACAUGUAAAUGAAGUUGAUGAUGUCCAGUUUCACAAUAUUAUUUAUGAUAAGCAACAAGGACCACCUUCUUCAUCAUGCACUGACAUCAAGUCUAUGCGUGGAAAAGUUCAUGUACCAGCUGGUGAGAAAGAAGGGGAAGAAAAGUUAGUCCAUGAGUGUGUGUCAGCAGGCCUUGAUAGAUUUCAGAACCAAGUACUGGAAGGUGAUCAUUUGUCCAGUAAAAACACACAGAGCCUCCUUGUUGACCAAGGACAAGCUGGUGCAGUAGAAGUCGUGCAGCAGCACAUUACUGAUUACUCCUUAAGAAAAAGGAGCAAAUCUCCUUGCACCUGCACCCAGCUGGCAACAACUCAGUCAAGGAAAAAAAAGGUUCCAUGGACAGUUGAGGAAGAAGAGAUGCUCAAGAAGGGAGUGCAGGAAUUUCAAUGCAAUGAUGAAACAAGAAUGCCAUGGAAGCAAAUAUUUGAAUUUGGUUCUGAUGUGUUUCUGUCAGGCCGUACCCCAACAGACCUUAAGGACAAAUGGAGGAACAUAUGCAAAGGAAGUCCAAAGUCGAAAUGAAGUGGUCAUUUGCUUGUAGAUUAGUUUAUUAAUAGCUCUCCGUAUUAUUAGAUUUGACUCCCAUGGCAAAAUUGUCCUCACAGUUUUGAAGCAGGCAGCAAUGGGGCUGUAAACUAUGGAAGAGAAUCAUAAUUUUGAGAUUGAGAUUCUUGGCUUCAGCAAUAUAGUUACCAAGUGCAGAAAGAACUAGAGUUUUGAGUUUACUCAGUUGGAUAGAGUAUGUGGAUAAUCUGGAAGUUGGAGUGCAGCUGGUCAUUCUCAACCAUUGAUGUUAUUUCUACCGGACUCGUAUGUUAUUUUGGGCGUGUUGACUCUUGCAAAUCAUUCUCAACAUGCCAUUGUGUUAUCACCUGCACCUGCACCUGCACAAUCUGUAACCACAGUAUGUACAUAUAUGCAAAAACUUUGUACAUAAAUCAUUAUGAAAAACAGGAGUAAUUUAUCUUGUUCUUC